UUCGCCUGUGGUAUUUGCAGUAAGACCUUGACCGAUAUUGGAUGUAACUUGAACCACUGUUCAACUGUUCGUUACGUUUGAGGUUAAGUUGAUUGUGUUUUCCAAGUGUUUUCGAACUGAAUUGUGUCUUUUUCUGAAUUCUUUAAGUAACUGAAAGGCCGUAACGAACAAUUUUUUGCUUUUGUUGUGUUUCGUAGUGAAAAUCCUCUUAAAAAAACAGUUCUUUUCAGAACUAACUUGUUUUCAUUUUGGGCCGUUUUUUGGCUUAAAUUUUCAACAAAUUCAAGAACUUGAUGAAAAAUGGCUUUUACAUUGGAACAUAAGACUUUUAUGAUUGAGUCUUACUUUCGAAAUGGUCAAAAAAUCGACGGACAAUGGCAAUAUUCAAUUCCUGACACGUGGACCGAAUUUAAAGAGCAAUUUCCAAACAAUAUUGUGGAUUAUGCUAAUUUUUGCAAUGCUUUAAAGCGUAGUGUGGGACAGUUCAGAGAAACUGGGUCUUUGCAAAGAAAACCAGGAACUGGCAGAACAAAAAACAAGAGAACUCCUGAAAAUAUUGAAAAUGUUCGAGCAAUCAUGGACGAAGUCCCAAUUACGUCUGUUCGUCAUUUGCAACAACAAGUGGACUUGUCGUAUGGCACUUGCCGAACAAUAUUGAAAAAAGACUUGGGAUUAUUUGCUUAUCGAUUACAAUGUGUGCAGGAAUUACAUCACGGGGAUUUUCCAAUCAGACGUGAAUACUGUGAGUGGUUUUUGAACACAUUUGAUGAUGAACUGCUAGAGAAGACAUUUUUUACGGAUGAAGCUUGGUUCCACUUGAGUGGUUAUGUCAAUUCCCAAAAUAUGCGAAUGUGGAACCAAGAGAAACCACCAUUCUAUGUUGAGGCCCCACUUCAUGCACAAAAAAUUGGUGUUUGGGCUGCAAUUAGCCGAAGACGCAUCAUAGGCCCAUUCUUUUUUAAUGGCAAUUUAACAGCCAUUCGAUAUUUGGAAGAAAUUUUGGGGCCAUUCAUAAGAGAACUCCAUGAUGAUGAAUUAGCUUUUGGUUUUUUCCAACAAGACGGUGCCACAGCACAUACUGCUCAAAUAACAAUAGCGACAUUACGAGAGUUUUUUGACCAAAGAGUUAUUGGUCGAAAUACUGAACAUAUCUGGCCUCCAAGAUCAUGUGAUCUUACACCUGCUGAUUUUUUUCUCUGGCCGCAUUUAAAGAACACAAUUUAUUGUACUCCUGUUAAUGAUUUGGAAGUUUUAGGGAACAGAAUAACCGAAAAAAUCAACGAAAUAAACAACAAUGAGGUUAUGUUGAACAAUGUCAUUGAUGCAGUUCGAAGAAGAGUUUUGCUGUGUUUACAAGAAAAUGGGGAACAUUUUCAGCAUUUAUUGUGAAUGGGGACUUUAAAUAAAGUGUUUAAUGCUCUAAUGGAAAUUAAUUGUGAAUUUAAGUGUAAUUUUUUUUUAUUAAAAAGUAAAUGAUGAAAAUUCAAAA
Molecule: messenger RNA, 1489 nt
Organism: Zophobas morio
Lineage: Eukaryota; Metazoa; Arthropoda; Insecta; Coleoptera; Tenebrionidae
Exons: 2
Coding region: 301-1389 (362 amino acids)
Molecular function (GO): nucleic acid binding
Source: RefSeq, a predicted model, not a curated record